This is a messenger RNA of Leptonychotes weddellii (Weddell seal), 2988 nucleotides long. The record is from RefSeq and is a predicted model, not a curated record. Lineage: Eukaryota; Metazoa; Chordata; Mammalia; Carnivora; Phocidae.
AGUGGAUUAGUUCGCCUUGUGGUCAGUCAUAGUGACCCCUGACAAUGGGAGGCUUCAUUGGCGCCAUAAAGUGUCGAUCACUUUGUCACAGGACGUCGCGUGGUACAAUUGGCCCGCAAUAGUACCAUUCAUCCCGCCCCCUUCUGAGGUGACGGGAAAAGGUUGGGGAAUUUCCACUUCUGAUUAAAAUGACGGCAGAGGUGACGACCCUCAAGGAUUGGUAAGAUUUGGAGUAGAAUUCACCCUGAGUUUAGUGGGGCUUAUCUGUCAAGGAUGCAAGAGGUACGGAGGUUACGAAGCUCCCACCUGUCGCUCUCCGCCAGACGCCGAGACUGCGGCCGGAGAGUUGCUGCACGGGGAUUGGAGGAAAGAAGCAAUCAGUCUCAUCUAGUCUCCACCUUCCUGACAGCCCCUGGUUGGAGGAGCGGAGCGUCAGUCACUAGAGCGGUCGCCACCUCUGGGACAGGCCCUUCCCGUAAAACCUGGCUGACACACAAACUGAGGUGGGGUGAGGCUCCUAGGUGUGAUGAAAGCUUGGAGUUGCCCCAUGAAUGGUGCGGCUAAGACUGAUGUGGAGGCGAAGAAGCGAGUGUUACCCUUCAGAAGGUGACAUGGGUGCAGAUCCCCGGUGUGGAGCAGGGAUGGCUGGAGGGACCAGGCCUGGAACCGGGGAAGGAGCGAGGGGUGUCCAAGGGCAGAGCUCAGCUCAGCAGUCUCAAGGCUGCAGCACGACAAGCGUUUGGGGAAAGGUCCCAGCUAGGCUUGCACCCAGAGGCCGGCAGCAGACCGAAAGCGGCCGAAUCUCCUGCGCUCCGCCCGCCCCGGCUUCCGUGCCAGCGCCCGGUGGCCACCGCCUCCGAAGUGAUUGCUGCCUCGGCGCCUCCGCCGGGUCCAGGACCAUGAAGCUGCUGCCGUCGGUGGUGCUGAAGCUUUUUCUGGCUGCAGCGCUCUCGGCGUUGGUGACUGGCGAGAGCCUGGAGCGGCUUCGGAGAGGGCUGGCAGCUGGAACCGGCAACCUGGACUCUCCCACCGAAUCUACGGACCAGCUACUGGCCCCGGAAGGCGGCCGGGGCAGGGAAGUCCUGAACUUAGAAGAGACAGACCUGGACCUUUUAAGAGCUGCUUUCUCCUCCAAGCCACAGGCUCUGGCCACACCCGGCAAGGAGGAGCGUGGGAAAAAAAAGAAGAAAGGCAAGGGGUUAGGGAGGAAGAGAGACCCAUGUCUUCGGAAAUACAAGGACUUCUGCAUCCACGGAGAAUGCAAAUAUGUGAAGGAGCUCCGGGCUCCAUCCUGCAUCUGCGAGCCCGGUUACCACGGAGAGAGGUGCCAUGGGCUGAGCCUCCCAGUGGAAAAUCGCUUAUAUACUUAUGACCAUACAACCAUCCUGGCUGUGGUGGCCGUGGUGCUGUCGUCUGUCUGUCUGCUUGUCAUCGCGGGGCUUCUCAUGUUUCGGUACCAUAGGAGAGGAGGUUAUGAUGUGGAAAGUGAAGAGAAAGUGAAGUUGGGCAUGACUACUUCCCACUGAGAGAGACCUGUGCUCAAGGAAUCUGCGGGGCGACUGCUACCUCUGAGAAGGCACAGCUGAUCGUAGACUCUGCAGAGGGAAAGAACGUCACAGCUAGUCAGGAAGACUCCUUCGUUCCCAGUUGCUAUCUAGAUUGGGCCUCCCAUAAUCUGGUAUUUUUGCCAAAAUACCAGAGCCUUCAAGUGCCAAACGGAAUAUGUCAAAAUGGGAUCUUGGUGAGAAGAAAGCAAAAGUGAGAGACCUUCAUGCCCUUCUGAUUCCCCUCCUCCAAACCCCACGUAUCCUCAUAAGUGUGUUUAAACGAUUAACUUCUGGAUUCAGAUGCCAGUUAUAUUCCAUAUGCUCCAGGAUCUUUGAUAAAAAAGAAGAAGGAGAGGAGGAAGGAAAGCUUUGUGGAUUGGAAGAAAGUUACAAAGGUUGAGAAGCCAUGUACUCAAGUAGCCACCAAGGGAUCUGCCAUUUGGACCCUCUAGCGCUGGAUUUGAUGAGCUAACUGUGAAAUAAAUACCACAAGCCCGAGAACUCUGAAUUUUGGGACUUCUACCCAGACGGAAGAAUAACAACUAUUUUUUGUUUGUUUGUUUGUAAAAUGCCUCUUAAAUUAUAUAUUUAUUUUAUUCUAUGUAUGUUAAUUUAUUUAGUUUUUAACAAUCUAACAAUAAUAUUUCAAGUGCCUAGUCUGUUACUUUGGCGAUUUCCUGGCCCUCGACCUUGUAUGCCCCACCACCUGGCUCAGUGUCGCACCCCUCUGCCACAACUCUGAGAUGGUUCUGUGACCCAUCUGUAGUAAUCUGUUCUCUGUCCACAUUUCUGAAGAUCUUUCACAAUCACGGUGCCACAGGGGGAGGUCAGUAGAGUCAGGAUAUAGAAGUUAACUUUGUCAGGUCCACUCUAUGAGUUGGACUGCGGUCUUGCCUAGGCGAUUUUGUCUAUCGUUUGUGUUUUGAAAGCCCACAGUGCUGAUGUCCAAGCGUAACAGAUAUUGGUGUUUGCCUAUGUCCUCUCCCUGCGAAAUCUCGUAAGAGGUUGGGCUUCCAUGCCGGCAGCUUUCCUGGCUCCUCAACCCCCACGGCCCCAGGCCCACAGAGUGGGAACUCCCUCUUCCCUGUGUCAUGACAUUUCUCUUACUCCCGCCAUUCUUCUGGUGCUACUCCAUGCAGGGGUCAGUGCAGCAGAGGAUAGUCUAGAGAAGGUAUCAGCAAAGAAAAAGGCUGAGGAGGAGCAGGAGACAUUGGAGCCGACUGUUCUUGUUAACUGAUGACCUACCAAUUACUACAGAGUUCGGAGGUGAGGAGGGCUUUUGUGGAAACCCACCCACCUCACCGAAAACUAAAAAGGUAUGCUAUCAUGGUCCCUUCUGGAAGUUUCUGGUGCCAUUUCUGAACUGUUACAACCUGUAUUUCCAAACCUGGUUCAUAUUUAUAUUUUGCAACUCAAAUAAAGAUAACCCUUACUCCACAGA